This is a messenger RNA of Symbiodinium natans, 1404 nucleotides long. NCBI's taxonomy places the organism in Eukaryota, Dinophyceae, Suessiales, Symbiodiniaceae. The record is from the annotation of a GenBank genome assembly.
AUGCCGCGGGAGUCCGUGGACGGGCUCAAGAAGAACUGGAGUGGCCGUCCGCUUCCGCGUAGAUCGGAACACGCAAGUGCCCCAGCGGGUGCCUCUCCUCCGCCGCCCACUCUGCGAUGUCGCCUCCUGGGUCGUGCUGAGACAGCAGCGUUGAGGAUGCCAAACUGGCAGGAUGGGUUCGUCUCCGACCUUUCGACUUUCCUCGAGCAGCUACUGGGCUUGCCGCAAGAAGCCUUCACCCUUCGGGUUCGGCACAGCUGGCACAAGGUCAACGUAGUCUCGGUUCAGAUCUCCUUCGGCUCGUGUGCCGGCCCAAACCAUGCGGAGCUUCUUGAGCGAAGCCUCUGCGAUGGGAGCCUCAGGCGGCUGGCCCUCCGGACCUGUUCGGAAACCUUCUGGCCUGUGUCGCAGGUGCUUCGGCAGUUCCUUCUGCGAGACACGGCCUUCGAAGCGUUCUGGGUCACGGAGCGGCACGAGUGGCUGAUACCCAACUUUCCGCAGGUGGUGCGGAGCCCGAAUGCUUUCCUGGCCUCCCUGCCCUUUGAGCUGGGAGGAGGCAGCAACCUCACGCUUCUCCUGCAUCCGAAUGGAUCUUCGAAGGCGGGUCCUGAUGGCUUUGCCUCCCUAACGUUGUCUUCAGCGGGCCACGAGCGACCGACCUCGGCCUUCCUUCUUACGGCAGGAGUCAACGGCGAGGUGUGGACUGGCCCGUUUGGCCGUGAUGAAACCAAUCGCUUCCUUGCAGGUGGGGCCCUGUGUCCAUUCGAGGAGCUGCUGGAGCUGGUGGAUGACGACCAGACACUUCUCCUUGCAGUAGAGGCGGUCCAUGGAGAUGCACCAGACCCUUGUGAGGUUAACCAGCAGGACAUCUCAUCAAGGCCCGCGCCGUCCAGGCGACCAGAGGAUCCGCGGACCCCUUGGUCACAGCCACAAGGGCCAGCGGCCCCAGCGGAAGCCUCCGAGGGGGCGCCAAGCACAUCGGCCUGCGGCGCAGCGCUGCUCGCGGCGGUCGAAGCUGCGAGGAAGUGUAUGGAUGCCGUAGAUGCCAUAAGUGCAGCGGAGAUGCAGGUUGGCUGCGAGAUGAUCCAUGCUGUGUCAGCAGCGCAGGAAAAGGUGGAGGACCUUUCCGGGAGGAUGUCAGCUCUGGAGAGAGCUUUGAGGAGACGGGCGCAGGUACCCGUCCAGCCAGUGCCUGAGCCAAAGGUUGCACAGGCUACAGCAUGGGCCCCACCGGCGCCCGAAGAGCCCAAAGAUGAGCUCCGCACGUCGCUGGAGUUCGAUGGCACGCACCUUGCAUGGCACGUGGAGCUCUCCGAGAACUCGGAGCCUCCGCACUGCCUCUUCCACGAGAGCCUUGCGAAGUUGUCCACCUCCACAGCCGACUUCCCAGACGAAGACGACUGA